Molecule: messenger RNA, 1669 nt
Organism: Nycticebus coucang (slow loris)
Lineage: Eukaryota; Metazoa; Chordata; Mammalia; Primates; Lorisidae
Gene: STARD3NL
Product: STARD3 N-terminal like
Exons: 9
Coding region: 210-914 (234 amino acids)
Source: RefSeq, a predicted model, not a curated record
CUGUGGGCCGCGCGUCGCUGCUGGACUCGGCCCCGGGUCCCGCCCCUCGGAGCCCCGCCCCGCCUAGCUCCGCCCCUUCGGCUGGGGAGCGACCACGGAGCCGCAGUCCCCAGGCCGCCCUGGGGCGGCCGGCUGGGAACCUCCGGAUGAGGUCUCUUCUCUCUAGGGAUGGUGAAGUUGGAAAAAGGUUCCUUUAACCCUCCUCCAGGAUGAGCCACCUGCCAGAAGACAUGGAAAAUGUUCUUACCGGGAGCCACAGCUCCCAUGCUUCUUUACACAACGUCCAUUCCUUCAACCCCACACAACUCAUGGCCAGGAUUGAAUCCUACGAAGGAAGGGAAAAAAAAGGCAUAUCUGAUGUCAGGAGGACUUUCUGUUUGUUUGUCACCUUUGACCUCUUAUUUGUAACAUUACUGUGGAUAAUAGAAUUAAAUGUGAACGGAGGUAUUGAGAACACGCUGGAGAAGGAGGUGGCGCAGUACGACUACUACUCUUCCUAUUUUGAUAUAUUUCUUUUGGCAGUUUUUCGGUUUAAAGUGUUAAUACUUGCAUAUGCUGUAUGCAGACUGCGCCAUUGGUGGGCAGUAGCGUUGACAACAGCAGUGACCAGUGCCUUUUUAUUAGCAAAAGUGAUCCUUUCAAAGCUGUUCUCACAAGGGGCUUUUGGCUAUGUGCUACCCAUCAUUUCAUUCAUCCUUGCCUGGAUUGAGACAUGGUUCCUGGACUUCAAAGUGUUACCUCAAGAAGCAGAAGAAGAAAACAGACUCCGGAUAGUUCAGGAUGCUUCAGAGAGGGCUGCACUUAUACCCGGUGGCCUUUCUGAUGGUCAGUUUUAUUCCCCCCCGGAAUCUGAAGCAGGAUCUGAAGAGGCUGAAGAAAAACAAGACAGUGAAAAACCACUUUUAGAACUCUGAGUACUACUUUUGUUAAAUGUGAAAAACUCUCAAAGAAAGUCAUCUGAGGAACAAAUGACUGGCCCUGGGGGUCUUUCUAUUGGAAGUUGCGAUGGUGACAUCCCCUGCUGGCGUUACUGAAUAAUAAAGUACUUAUUUAUUGUGAUACCUCACAGACAUUGUACCAUACCCCCACAUACUUAGUUGCCUGCCUUGGCUGGUAAGGUCAUGUCAUGAUCCAUCCUCCAUGUGGUGAGACUGAUGUGUUAAUGAAUAGGUGAAGAAAGUCCUGUGCUAUAAUCCUAAUCAAAAGACUUCUUAAUAUAUUGAAGUAACAGUUUUUUAGUGUGCACAAUACCUUUUUAUUUUGAUUUUGUAGAAUGGAAUUAUUUUGUUUUGUGCCUCAGAUUCAUUUUGUAUUUCUUUUUUAAUACCCUACAUUUCCCUUGUGUUUUUUAACUCAUGAACAUGUGUUCUUUGUACAAUUUUAAAAUGUAAUAAAACCAACAUAUUAAAAUGUUUACUUUUGUGUGUCUAUGUUGCAUUCCGUAUUUGGCCUAAACUAGUAGAAUUACAAAAGGAGAACAAGGCAGGCUUAUAAAAACAUGUAAAGUGACACCAGACGUUUGUAUCAUUUUUAUCAUCAAAUCGUGUUUUCUCUGAGAUUGUUCUGAAAUGUUCCAAGUAUUUCUAUUUUGAACCCACAAAAUUACUGAAGUUGUUGCUGUCAUUUAUUUUUCAUGUUUAGCCAAUUUAGAUUAAAAUGAACUAAGUUA